UAAAAUAUCACUUUACCGUAGUUUGUCUUCAAUCAUGUUUCGCAAACGAAGUUCGAUAUUCCUUUUCCUAUUACUGCCCGUUUUAAUUUCAUUUGUAAUCAACAUAAGUUCUAAAAAUGCUUGCACAAAUUACUUCGAUUAUUUGAAAAUUAACUUUGGUGGUGACUGUUUCUUCAAUCCUGACGUCGUACUGCCAGUUCCGGAUUUGAUCGAAAAAUAUACGGGCCAUGUUCAAACUUACAACAUUACCACUGAAGACGGGUAUAUUUUAACUAUGUUUAGAAUACCUAGGACUAAUCCUAAAGGCGUUAUUCUCUUGCAACCACCAAUAUCCGCUGGUUCCAUAGCUUGGCUGUCAGACGGGGCUAAUUCUUUGGGUUUCUCUUUAUGGAGAAAAGGUUAUGAAGUCUGGCUAAGUAAUCACAGAGGGGCUUCUUAUUCUCGUAAGCACGUCAAUCUAUUAGAUGCAGAUCCAACAUUUUGGAACUUUGGCUUUCACGAAAUCGCGGUGUAUGAUCUUGAAGCUCAGUUCAACGUGAUUUUUGAAGAGACUAAGUCUAAAAUCAUCUUCAUUGGUUACUCGAUGGGGGCAACAGAAGCUCUGAUUUAUGCAUCUUUAAAUCCUGAAAAGACUGAGAAUUUUAUCGAUAGUCUUAUUCUAGUGGCACCCCUGACUGUUCUUAAACAUUUGUCAAGUAACUUUAAAUAUAUUUUAUACCCCAUGCUGUUUUUAAAGGAUAUUUUUAAAAUGGGUGAAUUUCUGACUUUUGAAGUCGUACGAUGGUUGGCACAGCCUGUUACCAUUGUACCAUAUAUUGUUGACAUAAUGACGCCAUUUUCAAUGGGAGCGACACCCAAUGAAAUGGAUCCUGCGUUAUUUCCUUACGUUUUUGCCCAUCACGGAAGAGGAAUCAGCCAUAAAAUGAUUUACCAUUAUGGACAGAUUUUUUUAAAUAAUAAUAAUUUCUCCAUGUAUGAUUAUGGUACCGAACACAAUAGACUGAAGUAUGGAUCAGACAGACCACCAGAUUACCCUUUACAAAAUGUGAAAAAACCAGUAUACGUAAUAUAUGGUGAUAAAGAUGCUGUGGCAACUCCAGCAGAUAUCAAUAUUUUGUGCACUGAUCUUUUACCAAAGGGAACAGUACGUGGUACUUUUGCGAUGCCAAACCACAAUCACAUCGACUUUAUGUUCAGUAGAUACAGAAAGAAUAAAACAUACCAAGCUCUUUUUACUAUUUUAGAUAAUAUCGAAAUGAAUAAAUAAAUUCCGAUAAUGCUAUUUAUGUUGUUUUUAAUAGAUCUUUAUUUGUUGGAAGUAUAAGUGAUCUUUUACGUUGUGGUGCCCAGUUUAAAUUCAAAUUUCGCGCUGUGAAAAAACCAAUGCCGCGAAAUCAUAGGCAACCAUGUGCAAGUUCAGUUUGGGAGCUCGUGUAGGAAAUUAGUGCAUCUCAAUCUUUAAGUCAGUACUUAGUUAGUUUUGAUGAGUCACUUGUUGUUUGCUUGGUGUAAGUGUAAUCACGGUGAGGCAUUAAGUGUACCUAGGUUAAG
Messenger RNA from Zophobas morio, 1551 nucleotides. Its product is annotated as lipase 1-like. The record is from RefSeq and is a predicted model, not a curated record. The transcript is spliced from 7 exons. Gene Ontology annotation, molecular function: hydrolase activity, acting on ester bonds. NCBI's taxonomy places the organism in Eukaryota, Metazoa, Arthropoda, Insecta, Coleoptera, Tenebrionidae. Bases 35 to 1267 code for a protein of 410 amino acids. Gene Ontology annotation, biological process: lipid metabolic process.